This is a messenger RNA of Helobdella robusta, 1125 nucleotides long. RefSeq lists its product as hypothetical. Bases 1 to 1125 code for a protein of 374 amino acids. Lineage: Eukaryota; Metazoa; Annelida; Clitellata; Rhynchobdellida; Glossiphoniidae. The record is from RefSeq and is a predicted model, not a curated record. The transcript is spliced from 4 exons. Gene Ontology annotation, molecular function: [heparan sulfate]-glucosamine 3-sulfotransferase activity.
AUGUGUUGGGCUGGAAACGGAGCAACGCUUGCAGUGCCAAAUGAUAAGGAGAGAGACCAUCGCAUAUCCCUGCUUGUCAACAUUACAGGCCUCAGUGCAGGUGACGGUUUCAAGAAUGCCGAUGGCAAUCGUUCCAGCAACAACAAAAAAUACAUCAACACAAUUUACUCAACCGACAACAACAAUUUCAACAACAGCAUCAACAACAAAAACAUCCCCAACAACAGUUUUAACAACAGCAUCAACAACAGCAUCAUCAACAACAACAACACAGAAACGUUGACAUCGAAACUUCCACAGGUAAUCAUCGCGGGUGUAAAGAAGGGGGGCACGAAGGCCCUCCUCAGUUUCCUCGACCUCCACCCUCACGUCAGAGCAUUCCGAUUCGAAAGUCAUUUCUUCGACAAGCACUUCAACAAGGGAUUAGAAUGGUACAGGUUGGUUUACCAAAUGCCUCUGACGUCAUCAUCGGAGCUGACGAUAGAGAAGACACCGAGCUAUUUCGUGACUCCCGGUGUUCCGCGUCGCAUCCGGGAAGGCAUUCCAAACGUCAAGAUCAUCCUGGUCUUCAAGGAUCCGAUAACCAGGUUGGUCUCUGAUUACACACAGACGAUGAGCAAGUACCCGAACAUCAGAUCCUUCUACUACCAUGCAUUCCUCAGGAGCAAACGCGAGAGGAACAAACGGUCUUGGAAAGCACUGGACAUAGGAAUUUAUCACAAGCAUCUUCAACGAUGGUUGGAGGUUUUCGACAGGUCAGACAUGUACUUCAUGAGUGGAGAAACGUUAAUUACAGACCCGGCUUACGAACUACAAAAAGUAGAGAAGUUUCUCAAUUUGAAACCUUUCAUAAAACGAGAACAUUUUGUCUUCAACGCCAAAAAAGGAUUUCUUUGUCCUGUCAUUAACGCUACCGACAUCACAACAACAAGAAUGAAAUGCCUGGGAGAUAGCAAGGGACGUAGUCACCCACAAAUUCAUCCAAUCAGCUUGUUCAGAAUCUCUUCAUUCUAUCACCCUCUCAAUUUAAUUUUCUACCAGAUGACCGGGAUCAACUUCAAUUGGACAGAACCAUCAAACUAUCUUCAGCACUCAACCGCAUCAAAAUUGAUUUUACAAAAUUAA